Paramecium sonneborni is the source of this 360-nucleotide messenger RNA. Lineage: Eukaryota; Ciliophora; Oligohymenophorea; Peniculida; Parameciidae. The record is from the annotation of a GenBank genome assembly.
AUUUUAAUAUAUUACUCAUUUAAGAAAUAUUAAUGAUUAAUUAAAAGAAGCUGAAAGUUUCUAACCUAAAAAAGCUUUAAAAAAGGUUCCUUCUUAUUUGGCUAUUAAAUUAACUGGACAUUUAUUUGACACUGGUGCUAUUAAUAAAAUCUUAUCAUUAGUUUAAUCGUAAUUAUAUUAUUUUAUUCUUUUAGUGGUUGUAAAUUUAACAUUGUAGAUAUUUAAGCUGGAUAAUCUGAUAAUUAAUCAACUUCUUGUUUGCUUUAAUUAUACAGUAAAAACAAAGGAUAACUAAUGGAUGAGGUUGAUAAAGUUAUUCAAUUAUGUGAAACCUUAGAUAUCUAAGUUGAUAUGGAAUGA